Molecule: messenger RNA, 3684 nt
Organism: Nanorana parkeri
Lineage: Eukaryota; Metazoa; Chordata; Amphibia; Anura; Dicroglossidae
Product: zinc finger protein 585A-like
Exons: 6
Coding region: 1-3684 (1227 amino acids)
Biological process (GO): regulation of immune system process; negative regulation of transcription by RNA polymerase II; regulation of cytokine production
Source: RefSeq, a predicted model, not a curated record
AUGAGGCCGAUGUAUCAGGUCGGUGGGACGGAGAAUCUAGAACAUGGAAGAGACUUGUGGAGACAACUCCACGGACGGGACGUCGGGAAGAUCUCAGAGGAACGUCUCACGUUGUCUACAGAAGAUGAGGACAUCACGCAGUAUAGUCCAGGAGAAGACCAUAAUGUCCAUCAGGGGCCCCACAGUGGGGACGGACCCUCGUAUUCCUCCAAUCCUGAGGAACCCCAGACCGCGAGUGAUGGGGCCGACCUUCCAACAGAUAAGAGGUUCUCCUGUCCUGAGUGUGGGAAAGGUUUUCGGUUUAAAUCCAGCGUUUGUGUACAUUUAAAAAAUAACACGUGUUACCGGCCGUAUUCCUGUCCCGAGUGCGGUAAAUGUUUUCCACAGAAAUCUCAACUUGUCAGCCAUCACAGAUCUCACACGGGAGAGAAGCCAUUUUCUUGCCCUGAGUGCGGGAAAUGUUACCUACGGAAGUCAGACCUUGUCAUACAUCAGAGAUCUCACACAGGAGAGAAGCCGUAUUCCUGCCUAGAGUGUGGGAAAUGUUUUGCACGUAAACGACUCCUUGAUGCACAUCGGAGAUCUCACACGGGGGAGCAGCCGUUCACCUGUCCCGUGUGUGGGAAAAUUUUUUCCAGAAAGUCCCAUCUUACUCUACAUCAAACAAGCCACACUGGACAAAAGCCGUAUCCCUGCCAGGAAUGUGAUAAAAGCUAUCUGCAGAGAUCAGACCUUAUUGUACAUCAAAGAUCUCACACAGGAGAGAAGCCGUACGCCUGCCGGGAGUGCGGGAAGUGUUUUGUACGUAAAUCACAUCUUGAUGCGCAUCUGAGGUGUCACACGGGGGAGAAACCGUACUGCUGCCUUGUGUGCGGGAAGUGUUUCUCACAGAAGUCCCAUCUUAACACACAUCAAAGAUCUCACACGGGUGAGAAGCCAUUUUCCUGUUCUGUGUGUGGGAAAUGUUUUUCAGAGAAGUCCAUUCUUUCCGUACAUCAGAUAUGCCACACGGGAGAGAAGCCGCAUGUCUGCCUCGAGUGCGGGAAAUGUUAUCCACGGAGAUCAGAACUUGUCAGACAUCAAAAAUCUCACUCAGGGGAGAAGCCGUAUUCCUGCCCCGAGUGUGAGAAAACUUAUGUACAUAAACCAGAUCUCGAUAUACAUAGGAGGUCUCACACUGGGGAGAAGCCGUAUUCCUGUCCUGAGUGCGGGAAGAGUUUUUCACGGAAGUCCCAUCUCACUGAACAUCAAGUAUGCCACACGGGUGAGAAGCCGUAUGCCUGCCCUGAGUGUGGGAAAUGUUACCAACGGAAGUCAGACCUUGUUAUACAUCACAGAUAUCACACGGGGGAGAAGCCGUAUUCCUGUCCUGACUGCAGGGAAUCUUUUGUAUGCAAACCACUUCUUGAUGCACAUCGGAGAAGUCACACAGGGCAGAAGCCAUUUUCCUGCCCUGAGUGUGGGAAAUGUUUUGUACGUAAACCAGAUCUUGAUAUCCAUAGGAGGUCUCACACGGGGGAGAAGCCAUUUACUUGCCCCGACUGCGGGAAAAGUUUUUCACGGAAGUCCCAUCUUACCGAGCAUCAAAUAUGCCACACGGGCGAGAAGCCGUUUUCCUGCCCCGAGUGUGGGAAAUGUUAUCGACGGCGGUCGGAUCUUAUCAUACAUCAAAGAUCUCACACAGGGGAGAAGCCGUAUUCCUGCCCCGAAUGCGGGAAACGUUUUGUAUGCAAACCACUUCUUGAAUCACAUCGGAGAUCUCACACGGGGGAGAAGCCGUACCGCUGCCCUGCGUGCGGAAAAUGUUUUUCACAGAAGUCCAAUCUUACCAGGCAUCAGAGAACACACACAACCAUGGAGGCGGGUCAGAAGUCAUAUUCCUGCCCUGAGUGCGGGAAAAGCUUUGUCACAAAAUCAGAUUUAGAGAGACACCAAAAAUCUCACAGAGGUGAAAAGCCGUAUUCUUGUUCUGAAUGCGGGAAAUGUUUUUCACAGAAGUCCUAUCUUUCCAUACAUCAGAGAUCUCACACGGGUGAGAAGCCAUUUUCCUGUCCCGAGUGUGAGAAAUGUUUUGCUGCAAAAUCAGAUUUACAUAGACACCAAAAAUCUCACAGGGGCGAGAAGCCGUAUUCCUGCUCGGAGUGUGGGAAAAGUUUUACACAGAAGUCCUAUCUUUCCAUACAUCUGAGAGCUCACACAGGAGAAAAACCAUAUUCCUGCACUGAGUGUGGGAAAAGUUUUGCUUGUCGGCAACAUCUUACUGUACAUCAGAGGUGUCACACAGGGGAGAAGCCAUAUUCCUGCCAUGAGUGUGGAAAAAGCUUUAUACGUCGACAAUAUCUUACUGCACAUCAGCUGUAUCACACCGGGGAGAAACCAUAUUCGUGCCCUGAGUGUGGGAAAUGUUUUGUACGUCGACAACAUCUUAAUGCACAUCAAAGGUCUCACACGGGAGAAAAGCCAUAUUCCUGUACAGAGUGUGGGAAAUGUUUCCCAUUGAAAUUGGCACUUGUCAGACAUUUAAGAUCUCACACGGGGGAGAAACCAUAUUCCUGUACAGAGUGUGGGAAAUGUUUCCCACUGAAAUUAGCACUCUGUUUCAUAUGGAGAUCGGAUCUGGUUACUCAUCGUAGACAGCACACCGGAGAGCGGCCAUUCUCAUGUGCUGAGUGCGGAAAGUGUUUUACGUGGAGAUCAUCUCUUAUUACUCACGGACGGCAGCACACCGGGGCCCGGCCCUAUUCAUGUUCGCAAUGUGAGAAAGCUUUCAAAUCCAGGUCGGAGCUUUUCCAUCACCUGGGAAAACACACGAGCGAGAGGCCCUAUUCGUGCUCAGAGUGCAGUCAGAGUUUUAAGAAGAAAGCUCACCUGACGCGACAUCUCCGGGUUCAUACGGCACAGACACCCUUCUCCUGUUCAGAGUGCGGGAAAGGCUUUAUCGAGAAGUCCAGUCUCAUCGUACACCACCGGACCCACACCGGCGAACGCCCCUUUCCCUGCCCGGACUGCGGUAAAAGCUUCACUAUGACGUCUUCUCUCACCAAGCAUCGCAAGCUACACGCGGGCCACUCUUCGUCAUCCUGCUCAGAGUGCGGGAAAGGCUUUACGACCAAAUCGGAACUUCUUCUACAUCAGAGAGGUCACAGCGGUCAGAAGAUCUUUUCUUGCUCGGAGUGCGAAAAAACUUUCUUAGCAAAAUCCCAACUCGUCAUACACCAGAGAGGUCACACCGGUGAAAAGCCUUUUCCCUGCUUAGAGUGCGGGAAAUUCUAUGCGAAUAAAGGGAACCUCAAUAUCCACAUGAAACUCCAUACUGGUGUGAAGCCAUUUUCCUGUCUAGAGUGCGGGAAGCGUUUUGCUAAGAAAGGAGAACUUCAUCGACACCAGAGGAUUCACACCGGAGAACGCCCCUAUUCAUGCUCCGAGUGUGGGAAAUGUUUUGUACGAAACGAACACCUUCGUACGCACCAGAGGAGUCACACUCCUGGCGAGCAACCUUUCUCAUGCCCGGAGUGCCAAAAAUGCUUUACCAACAAAGGAAACCUCAACGCCCAUUUAAAAAUCCACGCGGGCGGAAAGCCAUUUUCCUGUUUGGACUGCGGGAAAUGUUUCACCGAGAAAGGAAGCCUUGACAAACACAAGAGAACUCACACCGGCGAGCGUCCCCAUUUGUGCCCCGAGUGA